Adineta steineri is the source of this 2583-nucleotide messenger RNA. Lineage: Eukaryota; Metazoa; Rotifera; Eurotatoria; Adinetida; Adinetidae. The record is from the annotation of a GenBank genome assembly.
AUGGCAGAAACAGCAGGUAAACAUUUUAAUAAACUAGAAACAGGUACAGAAAUUUCACUUGAUCAAACUGAUUCAUUAACAACAACAUCAAUAACAUCAACAGCAUCAACAACAAACAAACAUGUCACCACAACGAAGAACAACACAAUCUCAAAAGUGAUAUUCAAUGAUGGUACUUCAGCAGGGAUACUGAAUGGUUUGAAAAAGUGUACGCGUGCGAUGCAUUUGCACGAAGCUGAUGUUACGCUGAAAACGUUAGGUGUAAUAUUACCAUCACCAUCGGACAUUACAUCUAACAGAAUUGAUCAAUUUCGAUCAAUUCUAAUGACAAUGUAUGAAAAACCUGGUCAAUUCUUGAGAAUUUUAAAAAACGAAAAUAUCGAUGUUUCCGGUUCAAAAUUAAAUAUAUUUGGCGCAUCUACUGGUGAUUUAAUUGCAGCAGAAUUGGUUAGACAGGCAGCGUCAUUAUCAGCCGAUCAGUUGUUUGAACGAUUCAUUUUCUGGCCUGUUGAUGGUGAACCAAUUCGAAAUGAUCAAUGUAUUACAUCAAUCGAUUUCUAUGAAUAUUGUUCGUUAGAACAAUUUUCAAUUUUCUGUGGUUUUUUUGCUGAUCUAAUUCUGGAUAUUGAGUUGGACGGAAAAACCAUUUUAGCUGAUCAAGCAUUUGAAUUUCGAGUUGCUGGAAAAGAAUCAGCAGAUGACACUGAUAUAAAAUUACCAGUCUGUAAUCUACUUUAUAAAAAUCCUGAAGUCAGAAUUGCUGGUUUCUGUGGCUUGUUAGAAGCAGCUUUUGAUAUGGUACCGAUUUAUAUUGAUCAAUUUGUGUCGUUCGAUAAUGGUGAAGUCAAUGAUUGGUUCUUUGAACGUUGUUCAAAAAUUGCUGAAAAUAUGUAUGGGCCAGUUUUACGCAAAGAUGAAAGAUUCGUUAUCAGUACAGAGAUAUGCAAAAGAUCACAAAAGGUUAAUGUACAAAAUCUAACUCAAUACCUAUCACUGAUGAAAGUAUCUGAUGAAGAUAAAAAGAAAUGGAUGCAUUCAUGUGGUAAAAACAUCAGAUCAUGCAUUGAAUUUUCAACAAUAGAUGGAAAUGAGUUACCAGAAACAACUGAUAUUUCUAGCAAACCUGAAUUAGCAUUAAGUCGUAAACAGGAAAAUAUGUUAAAAAAAACCAAUCAUUAUAUGGCUUCCAUUUUGCUUCAUCCUUCUUUGGUUUUUUUAAAAAGUGGCUUAUAUAUCAAUAGUAGCUUAAAAAAAGCCAGCUCGUUAUUGGAAUCAAGUUUUUUAAAUCCACUAGUUGAUGAAGGAUAUAUAGUAGCUAUUCGUAAUGGUCUCAUCUGUAAAAAAAGCAAAGUGACAGUUUAUAUUAAAAUGUUACCAUCAGAUGAUAAUGCUUCAAAGGAAGACUUUGCUGCACGUUUAGCAUUUUUGAAUGAUGUACGUUUAAAUUUUGAUACAUAUAUGGCAUCUUGUAAUACCAUUUCACUUCACACUAUGGGAAUACUUAAUGAAGAGGUUAUGCAUGUGCUUCAAUUAGAACGUUAUGAACAGUUGAACAUUGAUUUUAAUUCUUUUUUCCGACGUAUUGACAAUGGAAAUGAUGGUCCAACAUAUGAAAUUAAUUGUACCGUAUUGGCAAAAGAAAAUGAAUUAAUUGAAAAUCUCAUGGUUUCACAAAUUGAAGAUAACAGUUCCUCAGUAAACGAUGAAAGUAGUAACAAUAGUGAACAUCAAAAAACUAAUAGUAUCCGCUCUUUUGAUAUUCUUUCUGAAAAUGAUGGUGCAGACGACAGUCGAUGUAGUGGUAAUAGAUUGGUAGUAAUACACGAAGAAAUAAUUCAACAACAAGCUGUAAUGGAUGAUACUGAACCUAAUCAUACAACCAAAACAACUACCAAAAAGCGACAACAUAAAAUGAGUAUUGAAGAAAUACCUGAAGAUAAUUUAGUUGAAGAUGAAUCUUAUACUGAAACGAUCGCCAACAGAAUGCAAAAUAAUAAACGAAGACGUGGACGACCAUGAAGUGAUACAAAUAACGACACCGUGGUUAAUAAAGACGCAAAAUGCUCGGAGUACACAGAUGAACUGAACACUGCUAUGUGUAUAUCAUUACCUAGUGAUUGCUCGGAAGAAGAAUCAAAUGAAGAAAAAGAAAGGGUCAAGAAACGAUCACGUGCGAACUAUUCAUCUGAAAUAAAAACGCCAUUAACAAAACGAUUGAACACAGAUCAAUCGUUUUUAAAUGAUGUUCUAAGUUUAGAUAUGAUAUCUAUUUCUUAUGAUUCGAAGGAUAAAAAUGUUCUAAGUGAAGUAAAUGAUACUUCUGAAUUAAGUUUUGAAGAAGCAAAUAAAACAACCACUAUACCAAAAUCAACAUUUAUAAAUACGUCAGUCACUUCGGAGCAAUCUACUAGCAUUGAUAUCGAGCACAAAACAUCUAACUCACAAUCAAUACCGACAAUUAAUUGUCACAAAUCAAGUUGUAUAUGGCCAAAAGGAAUUUCCGAUCAAGUAGAUUUUAUUGAAUUUGUUAUUAGUGAUGAAGAAAUGAAUGCUUAUUGGGAAACUGUAAAAGAUUUUUUUUAA